Cavenderia fasciculata is the source of this 1389-nucleotide messenger RNA. It is a transcript of the gene nagE, whose product is annotated as glycoside hydrolase family 20 protein. Bases 1 to 1389 code for a protein of 462 amino acids. Gene Ontology annotation, biological process: glycosaminoglycan metabolic process; carbohydrate metabolic process. NCBI's taxonomy places the organism in Eukaryota, Evosea, Eumycetozoa, Acytosteliales, Cavenderiaceae. The record is from RefSeq and is a predicted model, not a curated record. Gene Ontology annotation, molecular function: beta-N-acetylhexosaminidase activity. The transcript is spliced from 5 exons. Gene Ontology annotation, cellular component: membrane.
AUGUUUGAUUGUAGAUUAGCAAAAGAUGUUAUCUAUCCACUACCAACAUCGGUAGAGUCAUCAAGCAAUGUAUUAGAGUGUCUAUACAUACCUUACAACAUAGACUUUGAAUUUGUUGGACCUUGGACUCUCGAUAAACGACAACUUGUUAGAUCAUUCUAUCAUACAGUAGUAGCCAAUCUACCUGUAUCUACUUUCUUUCCUUCAAAAUCUAAACAAUCAAGAUUCAUUAUUGUAUUGUUAAAUGGUAGUAGUAAUGACGAUAAUGAUGGUCACCAUCAUAGCUAUAAUAAAUAUACAAUACCAACAAAAGAGAAUGAACAAUAUAAAUUAUAUGUUGAUAAGGAGCAAGUUAGAAUGAUGGUGUAUUCACAUCUUGGAGCGAUGAAUGCUAUCAAGACAUUGGUUCAAGUGGUCUAUGCAAACAAAGAACAUGCCAUUUGUGUCAUUUAUCUACCUCUAGUUAUCAAAGAUUCUCCUUCUAUUGAAUAUAGAGGUUUAUUGUUGGAUACUGAAUUUAUUAAAUCAUUGAUUAGAGGAAUGAAUAUUUCAAAUGAACAGACAUAUACUGUGAUUGGUCAGAUACUGUCGACUCUUGGUAGACUGUUUCCCGACCCAUACAUACACCUCGGUGGUGAUGAGGUGUCGGUAGAGUGCUGGCUCGAAGAUAAAGAGUUGGUUGCGAGAAUGGCGCAAAAGGGUAUACACAGCGGCGACCAAUACAUGCCGUAUUUCCUCGACCGUCUCCUCGAUAUUGCCAACAAGACACUUCCACCCUCCAAACAACUCAUCUUUUGGGAAGACUCAUUCGUUGAUUUAUUCCUUUUACAACAUGGUCAAUAUCAAAAGAUUCUUCAUCCCAAUAGUACAAGUACAAGUACAUCUCCAGUUUACAAUAGUAACAACAUAAUAUAUCAAGUAUGGAAAGGCGGAGAAACUAUUGGAGAGUAUCUAAGAGACCAAGAGAUUAUUUAUAGCUUUGGAUUCUAUAUGGACCCAUCGUUUCAGAGUUGUAAGUCAUUUGAGGAUUGUUACAGUCGGUUUGUUCCAACUAAUAUUUCAAAUCUCUUGGGUGUUGAAGGGUGUGCUUGGGAGAUGACCCAACCAUCGUCCAACUGUACAGAAAAGGAUUUGACCGUUGUAGAACGUGGAUUCAACGAUCGUGUAUGGUUCAGACUCAUUGCAAUGAGUGAGAAUCUAUGGUCACAUGAUCAAAUUCCCAAACUAACCAACAACAACAACAACAAUAAUGCCAAAGACAGAGCUCACUCUUUUACAAAACAAAUACUAUCCAAACAAUUAUCCAAAUCCAUGUUAUUUGAUAACAAUAGUAAUAAUCCUCAAACAACAAUUGAUAGAAUAUUAAAUCAUAUAAAGAAGACUAAAUAA